CUGGCACCGGGCCCGCCCAGCACCGGACCGGCACCGGCACCGGUAUCGGCCCCGGCCCAUGGCGGCUCCGGCAGCGGCCGCCACCGCAGGCAGCCGGUGAGCGCAGGCCGCAGCGGGCGGUGUGGCUGGUGACACUGCUGGUGACACGGCCGGUGGCACGGCGGGACCAUGCAGGCGGAGGCCAGAGGGGAAUUCUGCAGCCGGGAGCAGCGCCCUGAGCUUGGCAAGGAGCCGCUGGUCCCGGAGCGCCCUGCAGGGACCCCCACCCACGGGCCGGCCCAGGAGACCCCCCGAGUCCCCGCGGAGGAGCAGGGUGGCAUCCCCAUCCCCAGCGCCGGCCUGCUGCAGGUCACGGAGCGCCGACAGCCCCUGAGCAGCGUGUCCUCGCUGGAGGUGCACUUCGACCUGCUGGACCUGACGGAGUUGACGGAUAUGUCCGACCAGGAGCUGGCCGAGGUCUUCGCCGACUCCGACGAGGAGAACGCGGCCGGAGAGACGCCCGGCGGUGAGCGGGGGUCCGGGGCCGCCGGUCCCGGUGUGUCCGCCCGUCCCGGUGCGCCGCUGACCGCGCACCCGCCCGUGCGUCCCGCAGGGCUGCAGCCGCCGGCGGCGCCGCGGGCCGGGUACCUGCGCUCGCCCUCCUGGACCCGCGCGCGGGAGCAGGGCCGGGACAAGAAGCACCUGAGUGACCCCGAGCUGCCGCCGGGACCCCCGGACGCCUUCCUGCCCGCCGAGCGCCCGCGGGAGCCGUAGGGACAAAACCCGCCGGGGAACACCGGGACACGCCGGUGCUGGUCCCGUCGGUACUGAUGGAGCCCGUCCCCGGGCGCAGGACUCCCGUUAGCCCGCCCGGAGGGCAGAGGCGGCCCCAGCCCCGCGGCGGGGAUGUACCGGGGCUGCCCUCAGCCGGUGGCCCGCGGCCCCGGGGGGAAACCGGGCCGGUCCCCGGGAAUGGCAUGGCCUUGGUUGCCGGGAGCGGCGGGCGGGGCAGGACGGGACGGGUCGCACCGCCCAGCGCGGCCCGACGGAACGCGGCCGGUGCCGGUGCCCGCCCGGUUCUGAUGUAGCAGUGCUGUGAUCCGGUAAAACCGACCGACCGACCGACCGAC
Molecule: messenger RNA, 1109 nt
Organism: Oenanthe melanoleuca
Lineage: Eukaryota; Metazoa; Chordata; Aves; Passeriformes; Muscicapidae
Gene: DBNDD1
Product: dysbindin domain containing 1
Exons: 4
Coding region: 169-753 (194 amino acids)
Biological process (GO): negative regulation of protein kinase activity
Cellular component (GO): cytoplasm
Source: RefSeq, a predicted model, not a curated record